This is a messenger RNA of Linepithema humile (Argentine ant), 3311 nucleotides long. RefSeq names its product neuroparsin-A-like (gene Qbp-1). NCBI's taxonomy places the organism in Eukaryota, Metazoa, Arthropoda, Insecta, Hymenoptera, Formicidae. The record is from RefSeq and is a predicted model, not a curated record.
CGUUAAAAUUAAUUAAAUUUGAAAGCAUCAAUUGCCAAAUUUGGAAUAUGUUUAUGAAGCGAUUAACUCAUUUUGUACUCAUUUUGUACUGCGAUUAACUCAUUUUGUACUUUUAAGUUACAACACUUUGAAGAAAAUUUCCCGAUGCAUAUCACUCGAUUAACUUAAGGAGCACGAGUUGAAAGGCAAUUUUUCAUGUCGUGUGUGUAUUAAGUACGCUAAUAAAAUUUCCAAAUUAUAAAUUGACCUGACAUGAUAUCUCGUACAAACCAGCACGCCGACAGGAUGAAGUAACGCAGACUAAUAACUUCAAUUUUCUUAUUGGCCUUAUUUGCCUUUUAUACAAAAAUGUGUGGCUAUUUAUAUCAACCAGCUGACAACCAUGAAGCAAAGUAUAAAUUCACCGUUCACCCAAUAAUCAUAUGUGAAGGAUACAAAUCGAGCACGUGACGAAGAGGCGAGAGCAAUGCUCGAAGUUGCAUCCUGUACCUUCUCCGUCGACUCUCCGUCGGUCGGACAAAAACGCUUAUAGCCGCUGCCGUCCUCGUAAUUAUCAGAGAAGAUUAUCGUUGACGCUUGCGAGCAUGCGGAGGCGAGCAAAAAGAAACGCGCUGAUACGCGACAUCUCGUUAUUAUUACGUACAAGAACAUAUUGAUAUACGUUCGCCGCGAAGAGAUUCUUCUCCUUCUCCUUCCCUCCUACUCGUUCUUUCUCAUCGUCAUGCUCGUCGUUCACUUUGUAGAAGAAAGAGAACAAAGUACGACCGAGCGAUACGAUACGAGCGCAUCGUCGUGAGUGAUUUUCCGGAGGUGGACUCGAUCGACGAACGGCCAACCCCCCCGUUGGGGGUCUCAUCGGAGGAUGACAAGUUGCUAAAUAACCUGACAGGGCGUGCUUUACGUUGAUAAUCGCGAGUUUGUCAGCUGAUGCUGAUGAGUGCAAACACGAGAGAAAGAGAGAGAGAGAGAGAGAACCUCCUUCAGCCACCGUUAAUUGAGUAUAACGUAAUCGACGUGGCUUCGAUGAACGAUCGACUUCAUUUUUAGUAACGAGUUUGAGAGAGAGCCGACGAGAGAGGAUUUGCAUAUUAAUAAACGUCAGUCAGGAGGAGUGACCGACGACAUGGCAGCAGGACGGGACAAGGAGACGGUUUCUGAGGAGGAGGACAGUGGCGACUUCGUGGGAUUUUACAUGACAACCGAAGGAUUCUACCCCCCCGUUGGGGAUAUCAAGACAGGAGGGUCUCUGGUACCUAUAAAACUAACUGCGGCCGGUCUCCAGUCGAGCAUUAAGUGUCUUGACGUUCGUACGAAAAGGACUGUCCAUUGAUUAGAGACGGGACAUCCGCGAGUAACGAGAAAAUUUCAUAGCUCAAGUCAACAAAUCACCAUGUUUACCUUCCAACUUAUUCAUACGAUUGCUCUUCUGGCUUCAAUCUUCUUAAUCGGCAAGUGCUACGCUCAUCCCAUGAUCCGACAGCAACAUGAAGUGAGACCGAUGUGUAUGGGCUGCGGCGAUGAAUGUGAUAAGUGCGAAUUCGGCUCCACUAUAUCGACUCUCUGCGGUAUUCGCGAAUGCCGACGGGGUCCCGGUCAGAUUUGCGGUGGGCCGAGCGAGAAUUGGGGUGUUUGCGGCGAUGGACUGAUUUGCAGUUGCAAUCGAUGCGCCGGCUGCAGUCUAGACUCUCUCACAUGCUUCGACAAUCCCUGUCUGCCCCAUCAGACCCUGGAAUCACGGGGUCAUCUCGAGAUUCUCAACAGAUUUCCCAUCGACAGAGUCGCCAAGUAAGCAGAGAAAACCUGACCCACCCCCCGGAUGGACAAAAAGGACGACGAAUGGAUGAUACAACGUAUGCGAGGAGCGAGUGUGAAACGAGAGAAAGAGGGAGAGAAAGAGAAACGUGGAUAUAUAUUAGCAACUUUCCGAAUUAUUUAUUGCAUUUUACGAUGUAAUCUCAUUAGGUAUCUAACGAUUGUGAUAGAUAACUCGUCGGAGCCUGCCUCUCCCCUCCCCCCCAUCUCCCCGCGGGACGACAGCGCUCCGAAUGUUUACUGGCACUUUCUGUGAUUUUUUAAUUACUAUGUUAUCUUGUCCCUUAUACACGCACGCCUCGAUGAAACACGCCUGGACGAGGGCGCGUGAGCAGAGAGGGUGCGUCGCCGGCUAGCUAGAUCUCGUGAGAUACUCGAUGAAUCAUCGUUCAUGAUUCUUGGCUGUGAAUCGCGCCUCGCGCGAAAACGCGAGGCGAUGACUGGGUCCUCAAUAUUCCCACGCGAAUCCAUCGUGAGGUUUCCGUCGAAAAACCGAGUGCGUACGGGAUGGAGGAAAAUAUCGAGAGUAGAAAAGAGAAAAGGUAUAUAAAGGCCCUCGUAAAAGAAUCACUAACAAUAUCAUAAAUUUCAGUUUUGACUUUUAUGAGUUUUCAUAUUUAUCAGUUAUUUAUGUAUUCUACUGUCGCACUUUACACUUAUCUUAAUAUUUAUUUUUAACGUCGAUAUAUUUAAACUAUCAAAGUGUCAUAUUUUGAUAAAGCGCGCUCGUUUAACUAAAAAAUAGUAUCUAUAUAUGUUAUAUAUAGUUAACUGAAAUAGUAUCAAUAUGUUGUCUUUUAGUAACGGAAUCUUAUUUGAUAAAACGGAAAAUAUACAAAUAUUUCUUAAAAAUUACUUUUAUUAUCACAUAACCAUAAACGUUUGUGUUACGUGAUUAUUUAUGGGUUUCGUCUGUAGUCAACUCUCUUUAAAUAUGAGUACUUUACAUAGUUCUCAGUUUUCGUGCAGAGAUCGAUUGUAAAUGUUUGGCGAACAUCACUAUAUGUAACGGACAAUGGAAUAAAAUUGAUAAUAUAAUGCAGUACUGGCUCUAUAAAUUUCUAACAAAAUUAAUGUGUGGAUAAGUGGGUUUCAAGACUAAUGCUUGGUUUUUGUAAGCAUUUUUCUAUAUUUCUCUCUUGUUUAUCAAACGUUGACACAAACGUUUCAAUCAAAUUGUUGUGAUCCUUUUCGAUAUAUCUACAAUGUACUAUCAUUUUACCGGCGUCUUCUUCCUUAUUAGCGUAGUGAUUGCUUAUUCAAAAUUAUGCACAGCAAUUGAAGUGGUGGUUCAUUUUUAAAUCAAUAGCUUAAAAAUUUUUGACGCUAUAUUAGUAAAAAUUUAUUAUAUAGGAAACGGAUCACAGUACUCAUAAUAUUUGCAAAUUUAAUAUUACUUCGAUUUCACAUAUUCGUUGUUCAACCGUGUUUCGCUUUCAAUAUCUUUUUAUCUCGAGCCGCUUAUGCGGCUGUCGGUGUAAUAAAAUUGGCUGCACUCA